This is a messenger RNA of Sander lucioperca (pikeperch), 643 nucleotides long. RefSeq names its product S100 calcium binding protein A1 (gene s100a1). The transcript is spliced from 3 exons. Gene Ontology annotation, molecular function: calcium ion binding. Bases 136 to 456 code for a protein of 106 amino acids. The record is from RefSeq and is a predicted model, not a curated record. NCBI's taxonomy places the organism in Eukaryota, Metazoa, Chordata, Actinopteri, Perciformes, Percidae.
CUGUCCGGAGGGAGGCGCCUAUCUGAUUCUGAUUGCUUUGCACGUAGGUGAGAGGAGCCUAUAUAUAACUGAUGAGAUGAGAGCUGAGGCCACUUCCACCAGCAGCUGUUAGCGUCACUGUUCAGGAUUUAAAAAAUGUGUUCCCACCUGCAAACUUCUAUGGAGGGCCUCAUUGCAGUGUUCCACUCCUACUCUGGAAAAGAAGGGGACAAGUACAAGCUGAGCAAAGCCGAGCUGAAGAACCUGUUGCAGGGAGAACUCUCCGAUUUCCUGGCAGGCAGCAAGGACCCCAUGGUGGUCGAAAAGAUUAUGCACGAACUGGAUGAAAACAAGGACGGUGAAGUGGACUUCCAGGAGUUUGUCGUUCUGGUUGCUGCACUGACCGUCGCCUGCAAUGACUUCUUCAUAGACGAGAAUGAAAGCGCCAUGAAAUGCAAGGACGCUGGUUCUAAGUGAGACCAAGUCUAAUAUUCACAUUGAAUCAAUAACUCUACUACAAUUGUAUACUAAGAAUGUCACUUUAGGGAUGCACUGUUGUCACGGCACCUUGUAAUGUUCCAAAAGAUACAUCACUGCAAUCGAAACUCAGUUCUUUUUUGUCUAUGAAAAGUCCAUCUUAAUAAAAAAAUGAUCAUCCUGUUUU